CCCGUGCACAGCAAGCGAAAGCGAAGCAAAGCCCUCCACCACGAACGAAAUCUAAGCGACUUGCCUUCCUUUCCCGAGAGACUGCUCUCCGCGGCCAAACCCACCACGACCUCCCUCCCCGUUGUCUCUCCGAUCCGAUCCGAUCCGAUCCAAACCCCCAUGGAUUUCUUCAAGUCCAUCCUCGCCGAGCCCGAUCCGGACCCGGCCUCCCCGCCGCCGGAGCAGGAGCCCGAGCCCGCGCCCACCGCUCCCGCUGGCGGCGGCGGCGGGUGGGGCUUCGGCGGGCUCCUCAAGACGCUCACCUCGCAGUCCGAGACCGUGCUCGAGGCCUACCGCCGCGACCUCGCCGAGUUCAGCACCGGCCUGCGCCGCGAGACCGAGGUGCUCCGCGACGCCGCCGCCCGCGCCGCGCGGGACCUGCCGUCCUCCGCGCACGCGCUCGACGGGCUCGCGGACAUCGUCGCGCAGGGCAAGGACGCGCUCUCACAGGUCGCCGCCGCUGCGGCCGCUCCGGUCUCCGCGCACUCCGACGGCGGUGAGUGGGAGCAAAGCUCCGCCUCCGGGGCCCACGUCCGGUACAGCCGCUUCGAGGCGCAGCUGCGGGCGCUCCAGGCGGAUCCGACCACCUUCACCGCCGAUCCCGAGGAUGCUGAGGACUUCGCGGCUUGGAGUAAGGGGUUUAAUUUGGAUGAGAGGAAGGACGAGAUCGAGGCCCUGUGCUACGAUAGUGACGCGCUGGAAGCCAUGGUGGACAGGCUAGUGCCGGGCACCGUGGAGAGCGAGGUGUUCUGGUCGAGGUACUUCUACCGUGUCCAUAAGCUGAAGCAGCAGGAGGACGCGAGGGCGAAGCUUGUGCAGCGUGUGAUCGCUCAGGAGGAAGAUGAGGAUUUGAGCUGGGAAGUGGAUGAUGAGGAUGAGGAGGAAGAGCAGCAGAAAGAGGAUGCAAAAGAGCUAGCAGCAAGGCAAGAGCCAAUCAAAGAAGAAGUCAAGCAUGAAGUGGAAGUGAAGGAAAACGAGAGAGUGGUGGAAGAACGGAAGGUUGAGGCAGUGGAAGAACCGGCUGCUUUGGAGGAACAGAAGAAUGCUGAUGAGCCCCAACCAGUGGUUUUAGGUAGCUCUUUGGUAGUAGUGGAUGAGGAGGAGCAGAAGAAUGCUGAUGAGCCACAACCAGUGGUUUUUGGUAGCUCUUUGGUUGUAGUGGAUGAGGAAGAGAAGGAAGGGCACUCCAAGUCGAGUGUUGAAGAAUCAGGUGACAAGAAAGAAGCGGUGAAGCAUGAGACCAGUGAUUCAAGCAAGGAUAGUGAUUACUCCAUAGUGUCUAGACAGCGAACAAUGGAGGAAGAGGAUCUUGAAUGGGAUGAGAUCGAAGAUCUUGGAGAGCAUGAAGAAAAGAAGGGCAGCACCCAUGACUCAAGCCCUGCUCUGAAGGAGGAGCUGCGAAAGAGGCUGAGUGUGGCUGAAGAUGACGAAGAUUUGAGCUGGGAUAUCGAGGAUGACGAUGAUAAGUCUUGAAUACCCAUGCAUGCUGGUAUGGAGGUGCCAAUUGCAUUUCAACAUUUACCUUUCAUUACUCACGAGGAUACAGUUAUUCAGCCAAUAAAUAUUGGUUAAUUAUGCUGCUUAUGCAAUGAAUACACGUGUAAACUGUAAACUCUCAAGUUUGAUGAUAUCAAGUGGCAAUUGGUUAAGCGUCAAUCUACUCUGUUGUCUUUGGGGUGUUGUAAAUAUGUUGUAUUUAUUUGACUUGUGUGUUAUACUGUGGGUACAUUGUCCGUGCCAGAAUUUCGAGCAGGCUUUGGACAAUUUCUUUCAGAAAGACUACCAGUUAUGUUCA
Molecule: messenger RNA, 1834 nt
Organism: Setaria italica (foxtail millet)
Lineage: Eukaryota; Viridiplantae; Streptophyta; Magnoliopsida; Poales; Poaceae
Product: BSD domain-containing protein 1
Exons: 1
Coding region: 160-1512 (450 amino acids)
Cellular component (GO): cytoplasm
Source: RefSeq, a predicted model, not a curated record